AUGCCUCCGGCAAGCGUGAUGACCAGGCUCAUACUGGUCAUGGUCUGGCGCAAGCUCAUUCGAAACCUGAACACCUACUCGAGCCUCCUCGGAGUCUGCUGGUCUCUCGUCUCCUUCAGGUGGGGGAUCGAAAUGCCUGCCAUUAUCACAAAGUCGAUCUCCUUGCUUUCGGAUGCAAGGCUCGGGAUGGUCAUGUUCAGUCUCGGUCUGCUCAUGGCAUUGCAGCCGAGAAUUAUAGCCUGCGGCAACUCAGUCGCCGCAUUAGCAAUGGCCGUGAGGUUCCUCUCCGGCCCCUUUGUCAUGGUUGCUGCUUCCAUCGCGAUCGGCCUUCGUGGAUCUCUCUUGCGCAUCGCAAUCGUGGAUGCAGCUCUGCCCCAAGGAAUUGUGCCAUUUGUGUUUGCCAAAGAGUACAAUGUGCACCCUGAUAUCUUAAGCACAGGGGUCAUCUUUGGGAUGCUGAUUGCACUGCCCAUCACUCUAAUCUACUACACAUUGCUAGGAUUUUGA
Molecule: messenger RNA, 507 nt
Organism: Zingiber officinale
Lineage: Eukaryota; Viridiplantae; Streptophyta; Magnoliopsida; Zingiberales; Zingiberaceae
Product: probable auxin efflux carrier component 1b
Exons: 4
Coding region: 1-507 (168 amino acids)
Biological process (GO): auxin export across the plasma membrane; auxin polar transport
Cellular component (GO): plasma membrane; endoplasmic reticulum
Molecular function (GO): auxin efflux transmembrane transporter activity
Source: RefSeq, a predicted model, not a curated record